GGAAGGACAUGGCGCGGAUACGGUGCUGUCGCGUCGCCAAAUUCCAUCCCAAAAUACGACUUUUCCUUGAAACGCCGCGUUGGCGGAGAUGGGCGGCGUUGACAAGCAUCGGCCGUCGACCGAGACGGGUCUGACGCCCGUUUUGCCGCACUUGACUUCGAUGCGGCGCAUCUCUAGCAAGCAACUGUCUCGAAAAAGCGUGGCUGGCGACCACCGACGGCGCAUUGAGUCGGUCAAGCCCGAGCCGCGCAAUGAAGCGCUUGAGGCGCUCAAGGUCGCUCUCACGGACGACCCGAGCACCCGUAGCGAUGCCGAUAUCCUUUUCGAUCGCUCUGACUGCUGUCUUUCUCUGACAAUGUGUCCUUGACCAAGUGCUACCGCUCUCGCUCAUCUACGAGUGGAUGAAGAAGCAUUGUACGAACACCAACAUCUUUGCGUCGUCGCACGAGUACGUGUGCCGCGAGAUCUGCCGCCACAUGCGCCUCAUCAAACUGCCAAGCCACGCGAUGUUGAUUCGACAAGGCGACACGGGCGAUCGGUGUUAUAUCAUCAUCGACGGGACGCUCGACGUGUUCAUUCGCCAAGACGCCGCGUUCCAAGGCUUUAGCGACCAAGCCGAGACCAUGUACCGUCUGGCGCCAGCAAGUCUGAAUGUCGGUAAAUUCAUGACAGCCUUGACACCCGGCUCGAUCGUUGGCGAAGUUGUCCUGACGAAUCCGAGUGUACGCCGAACGGCGACCGUCGUUGUCUCCAAGGACACGGCCGAGUGCUGCGUUAUUUUCCUCGGGCGUGUCGACUAUAUUCGCUUGAUCCGCAACGUCUCGAUGGAAGCGUCGCACUUCGUGCAAGCCGAGAUUCUCGACUUUAUGGUGCUCUUUCAGAAAUGGCCCAAACCUGAGAAGAUGAAGUACGUGGCCCAGAUGAAGUCGGUGCACUUUCGAGCCAACGACUAUCUGUACAAAUCCGGCACGACGACCAAGGUCAUGUACAUAAUUGUGCUUGGCGAGGCGCUAGAAAAGUACAAUCUGAACGCGGUGCACACAUCGGGCGGCCAAGUCGCGACCAAGUCGGAGGUCAAAAUCAACAUUGAGCUGCUUUUGCUUGGCCCGGGCGAAAUUGCCAACGAGUUUGCGUUUUUCAAGCCGUCGAUGGUCGGUCACUUUGACAUCAAAGCGGUCACGGAUGUGCAUGCCCUGGCCAUCGACAAACAUCUCUACGAGGCCAUGAUGACGCCGACCGAGUACGCCCAGGACCUGCAAGCCAAGCUCACGUCCAUGUCCAACGACCGCGACGACUGGCGCAAAGAGCGCAUUGAGUUUGGCUCGCGGUACCCAGACGCCCAUAUCGCCAUGACAUGGAAUCUCAUGCGGAUGGGCAACCUGCGGUGCAGCCGCUGCGGCCGACGCGGUCAUUUGCCCAGUGACCUCGGGCGGUGUCACCACUCCAAGAAAAAUGACUGGCCGUCCGUGCAGCAGCGGCUCGAGAAGCAGCUCAACCCGCCGCCGCCGCAGCGAACGACGCGGACGUCCGACAGUCCGCGCGUCAAACGCCGAUCGAUCCAUUCGAACAUUAUGGCCCGGGACCUGCACCGCGACACGUUGGACGAGAGCAGCCUCCCGACGGCAAAGGAGCAGCUCGCCGUGUCUUGGCGCUUGCGCCUGCUCGUGUUUCCCAAGCACGUCGAGGCGACAGCGCAAGAAGAGCCACCCACCGCGCCCCAUACAACUUGAGAUAAGCACAAAUGACGAGCGACUCAAGGUAUUCCUAAA
Molecule: messenger RNA, 1769 nt
Organism: Saprolegnia diclina VS20
Lineage: Eukaryota; Oomycota; Saprolegniomycetes; Saprolegniales; Saprolegniaceae
Exons: 12
Coding region: 402-1730 (442 amino acids)
Source: RefSeq, a predicted model, not a curated record